Thermothelomyces thermophilus ATCC 42464 is the source of this 2394-nucleotide messenger RNA. RefSeq lists its product as uncharacterized. The record is from RefSeq and is a predicted model, not a curated record. Gene Ontology annotation, molecular function: nucleic acid binding; exonuclease activity. Bases 350 to 2326 code for a protein of 658 amino acids. Gene Ontology annotation, cellular component: nucleus. NCBI's taxonomy places the organism in Eukaryota, Fungi, Ascomycota, Sordariomycetes, Sordariales, Chaetomiaceae. The transcript has a single exon.
CUUCGGUCCGCCUUCUUCGCUUGAUUCAUACGCCAGUUAUCGGUCCAUCCAUCCUAACUCCACUUCUCAACGAAGUCGAUCGCGCUGGGGCCUCUGCUGGAUCUGAGCCGCUGCGCAUAAGGUACCAGACGACCGGGCCUGAGCUGCUAGAUCGGUCUCUCAUUCUUCAGAGCCAUCCACUUAGAAGACUGGAACUAGUUUUGGUUCUCUCCGUUAAUGGUCCAACUGAUCUUAAGCGAUCCACGUCCUCCCGGUCACCUGCUAGUGACCUCCAUCGGCAGCCACGGGCUUGAGCUGCCAGCACAACCCCGCUUGACUCGUUCCCUCGUGCUCCCCAGCCGCGGAUGAGAUGGAUGCCGUUCUGCGGAACUUCAAGUUGAUUCCCUGCCCCACAGGGGACAGCUGCACCAAGGCCAACUGCCCGUGGCAACACCCUCGGGACCAAAGCACUCCAACGAAACAAGCAGAUGGUGGUAGCCAGGAUGAAGACGGGCCACGAAAACGUCGAAAGGUCUCUUCCGAGCCUGCGUCUACCCCGGAUCAGCCUACUCCGGCGAAGCCUCAGCCUUCCACAGCCAAAGGCCCGGUUUCGCCGCCACCCUUGAAGCGAAAACAGCCCGAGCUGCCAGGCCAACCAGCUGCGGGUGCAACACCAACCAAGCCAUCACCAAACUCGGUCCCAUCUCCCUCGACUAGUAAAGGCCCUGAACAGGGUGCCACGCCCCGAAAGGUUACACCGCAACAGGCCACGCCACAAAAGGUCGAACCUAGGAAGCCUGAAUCACUCAAUCCCCGACACCUAAAGACAGCUGCGCCAGCUCCCCACGACUUUCGAUAUAAAGCUCUCAAGCUUCUUCACGAGCAAUUCCAACGCCUCAACAACGAGCUGAAGAAAGACGCCAAGGAAGAUGAGCAGCAGCUGGUUUUGUCGGCCCAAGAACUCAUCUGGUUAGCAUUGGACGAGGAGCAGAAAAUGGCGACGGAGAAGCCGUCUAUCUACCAGAACGUUAUCAAAAACCGCAUCAUGACCUACAAGAGGAUGACCGUCGGCCAGUGGAGGGACGAGCGCGUUGCCGAGCGCAAGAAGAAAGAAGCCGCAGCAACACCGGGGUCGAACACACCAAGAAAACCGGUCCUGGGACCGCCCAAGGUCAUAAACACAGGCCUCACGCCCGAGCAGGAAGUCAAGUUCCUUGUCUACUUGCAAACGCCGAUUGAUAAGCUCGCCCAGUGGGGCUAUGUUCCGUCAGCCCCUACCGAGGAGGAGAUUAGCAAGGCGCGCGAAGGGGAAGAGGCGUCGUUGGGUUACGAAGUGUGCGACCGCUGCAGGACGCGCUUCCAAGUGUUUCCCGGUCGCCGCGAGGAGGAUGGGGCUCUCACAUCGGGCGGCAAAUGCGUCCAUCACCCGGGCAAGGCGUACUACCCCGAACGGAGCCUCGGCGACACGGAGAAACCGUCCAGACGGUACCGGUGCUGUCAGCAAGUGGUGGGUGAGUCAGCAGGCUGCGUGAGCAGCAACACGCACGUCUUCAAGACGACGUCGCCGGCGCGCCUGGCGUCUAUCAUCCCGUUCGCCGAGACCCCGCCGAAUCCGCUCGCGCCAAAGGACCGCGCCGUCUGCUUCGACUGCGAAAUGGGCUACACGGUGCGCGGGAUGGAGUUGAUCCGACUGACGGCCACGAGCUGGCCGGACGGAAAGGAGCUCUUGGACGUCCUGGUGCGGCCGGUGGGCGAGAUUUUGGACCUCAACUCGCGGUAUUCUGGUGUGUGGCCGGAGGACAUUGUCAAUGCCGAGCCGUGGUCGGGUGAGGAGGAUGUAAACAGUGGACCCCAGGAGGAGGAGGAUGAGGGCGGAGACGGGAGGGCGCCCGAAGGGGGCAAGCCCAGGGCGCGGAAGAAGAUGCGAAUCGUCCCAUCGCCCGUCGUGGCUCGCAACCUGCUCUUCUCGCUCAUCUCGCCCGACACGCCACUGAUUGGGCACGGCUUGGAAAACGAUCUCAACGCAGUCCGAAUCAUCCAUCCUACCCUCAUCGACACCAUCCUGUUGUUUCCUCACCGCCGCGGCCUACCGAUGCGGUACGGUCUCAAAAUGCUCAUGGAGACGCAGCUCAACAAGGCAAUCCAAGUGGAAAUCGAGGGCGAAGAGAUGGGGCAUGACAGUGCCGAGGAUGCCCGGGCUGCGGGCGAGCUAGUACGGCUCAAGGUCCAGGAGAAGUGGAACGCCAUGAAGGGCGAGGGAUGGCGCUUGGUGAACGGGGAGUUUGUGCCGCCCGGGGGAAGGAAGGAUGGGGAGGGCAAGCUGAGCGAGGCGUUUCUUGAAAGCUAGGAGGCACGCGUGCGCAGCUAGUCUGCGAGAGACUGAGGGCUGUCUAGCUGAUAGGCAUUGGAAGGGGG